GGUUUUUCUGUAUAAUUUUAUUAUAGUUAUGCAGCUUCUGGAUAGAGAUAGUUUCUUAAAGCAGGUACAUUCUGGUGAGGACUAUCAAAAAACUGGAGACUUACAAAAGCUAACAUCUGAUCACUUAACACUGAAGUAUGGUAUCUCCAGGAGAGGAGGAGGAGGAAGUGGUGGAGGAGGUAGAAAUGGAAAGAAGGUGAUGACAAUGAAGGACAGACAGAAAAGGAUUGCUGAGUUGGCUGCACUUUAUGCAACGAAAGUCACAUCGCCUCUACCACCAAUAAGCACUGCAGAUGGCUCUCAUCGAAUGGACAGUAUCAAUAUUGAUGAAUUGGUGGCAUGGACUGAGGCAUUGGAUGAAAAGGAGCUGGAGAAUGUUACUGUCAGUUAGUACAGACGAUAGCCAUUCAUUGGACUACAGCAACAAUUUUUGUUUUAUUUUAUUUUUCUACAAAAAUAACAAUCAACCUCUUUUUAAUAAUCAGACAGAAUAUUAAUUAUUUUUGUGAGAAUUGAUUCAAUUGAAAUUCUAUUGGGUGGAGCACUUCUUAUCAUUAUAUUGCAAUUAGUCUUGUCAUAGAUAUUAUAGUCUCUAAUCUUAGUAAUCUAUGGUCUUGUAAAAUGGCCGGUUCUCCUUGUAACCCUUGUUAUGACAAUUUCAUCCUCACCACUGAUUCUUACAAGAAUACUCAUUAUUUGCAAUAUCCUCCAGGAACUACUACCGUUUAUUCUUACUUUGAGAGCAGAGGAGGAAAGCAUCCUCAAACAGUGUUCUUUGGCCUCCAGUACAUAUUAAAGCGUUAUUUUCUUGGUAAAGUUGUGACACUUGAGAAGAUUGAGCAAGCUAAGGCAAUAUUUGAUGUCCAUGUUGGCCCUAACAUAUUCAAUUAUGAAGGAUGGAAGUACAUACUAGAGAAAUACGAUGGGCACUUGCCUCUUAGAAUAAAAGCUGUUCCCGAAGGAACUGUAAUGCCCACUAAGAAUGGUAUUU
This is a messenger RNA of Amphimedon queenslandica, 991 nucleotides long. Its product is annotated as nicotinamide phosphoribosyltransferase-like. The transcript has 5 exons. Gene Ontology annotation, molecular function: nicotinamide phosphoribosyltransferase activity. The annotation marks the transcript as partial. The record is from RefSeq and is a predicted model, not a curated record. Gene Ontology annotation, biological process: NAD+ biosynthetic process. Lineage: Eukaryota; Metazoa; Porifera; Demospongiae; Haplosclerida; Niphatidae.